This is a messenger RNA of Symbiodinium natans, 1014 nucleotides long. Lineage: Eukaryota; Dinophyceae; Suessiales; Symbiodiniaceae. The record is from the annotation of a GenBank genome assembly.
AUGGCGUUGGCUGGCUGCGCGAUGCGAAGCGUCUUGAGAAGGUCUUCUGUGGGCAUGCCAAUGAAGACUCUGGCGCCUCUGUCGCUUCUGUCGCCUUCGCGGAUGAGAGCUACCACCAUGGUACCAAGGGCCCAGUCUGCGCGAUGGCAUGCGCAAGAUGCACAUCAGUUGAACCCAACUCCGCUUGGUGUCAAGCUUUCUGCUGAACAGCCUGUGAACCAUCAGUUCCAUCGCCACUCCACAAGGUACAGCCGAACCUCUCGUGAGGUUCUGGACGCUUUGGACAAGGACUGGAUGGAGCAACCCCACUAUGAACCUAUCACGUGGCAAGACCGGGUUGCUCUGAAAAUCGUCAAGUUCCUCCGAAGAUGCAGCGAUGCUUACUUCAAGGACCGACUCCUAGACCGAGCCUGCAUGCUGGAGACUAUUGCUGCGGUGCCAGGCUUUGUGGCCGGGAUGGUUCAUCACAUGCGCUCCCUGCGCCGCAUGGUCCAUUGCAACUGGAUCAAGCCCGUCAUGGACGAGGCAGAGAAUGAGCGCAUGCAUCUCAUGACCUUCAUGGAGUUAUCCAACCAACGAUGGCACCAGAGAGUCAUGGUGGUUUGCGGCCAAGGUGUGUUCUUUGCAGGCUACACACUGUUCUACAUCCUCACUCCCCGAAUCGCGCAUCGCUUCGUGGGCUAUCUGGAAGAGGAGGCAGUGCAUACCUACACAGAGAUGCUCAAGAUGGUCGAUGCUGGCAAGAUCAAGAAUGUCCCUGCCCCUCAGAUCGCGAUCAAGUACUGGAAUAUGCCCGAGGAUGCCACCCUGCGGGACGUAAUUCUGGUAGUUCGUGCAGAUGAGGCAGAUCACCGGCUUGUGAACCACCACAUGGGCGACCUCAUCGCCAACGCCAAGGACAAGGCGCCUGUCAGGGACGGCUGCAAAGACUACAAGCCCUGCGAUGAAUUCCAUGUGGAUCUCAGCAUUGAUGUCGGUCCAACAGUCGCCCGCAAGUCUAAAGGGGGGGUUUAG